Molecule: messenger RNA, 2150 nt
Organism: Carica papaya (papaya)
Lineage: Eukaryota; Viridiplantae; Streptophyta; Magnoliopsida; Brassicales; Caricaceae
Product: F-box protein At5g49610-like
Molecular function (GO): protein binding
Source: RefSeq, a predicted model, not a curated record
CUCCUUUCCAUGUCUUCUCUGGAAUACGGAUAGCUAUCUGUUAUCACGGAUCAUACAAGCUUCGUACUAACGACUAGGCUUUCCUCGAGGGAAAAGCACAGCACUGUGACUCUUUGAUUCUGUGAUUCUCAUCUGUGUUUCAGGAGAUGGAUCACAUUGACAUUCUCUUUGAUGUGUUAUCUCGUUUGCCAACAAAAAAUUUAACAAGAUUAAAGCGUGUUUGUAAAGCAUGGCGCAAGCUUAUAUCUGAUCCAUCUUUCAUCAAGGUCCAUUCGGGAAAAAAAGAACCAAUAGCAGGAUUCUUCCUGCAAUGGAGGUACCGAUGGUUCUGUAAUGAUGUCAAAACCAUAAACUACAUUCCUGUAGAAGCGAAACGUUCCCAGGUUAAGCAAAUGAUUUUUGAUUUCCUGCCCCAGGAUGUUGUGUUAAUGGCAUCAUGCAACGGGCUGGUCUGUUGUCGGAGUUGCUAUCCUUUUAAGGAUCCAGCCCUUUAUGUCUGCAAUCCCUUGAACAAAGAAUGGGUCACGCUGAAGUGGAAAAGUCCUAAUAAAGAGGCCACCAUAGGUCUGGCAUUUGACCCAUGUAGAGACCUAACUGACUCCUCAACCAAGUUCAGUCUUGUCAGGGUGGAGCAAUAUAAGGCUGAGGAGGGAAUGUUCUGCUAUUCAUUUGAUAUAUACUCCUCGGAUGCUGGGGCCUGGAAGAAAUCUAGUGAGGUUUGCCAGUGUAAUGACAGUUUGUACAGAAACAAAAGCACUUUCAUUGGAGGAUCUCUAUACUGGCUAACUGAUGAUGAGAAGAUCCUCAUAUUUAACUUGGAGCAAGAAUUGUCAUGGUUGCUUCGAGUUCCUGUCCCCACAACAGAGUUCAUGUGCAUCCCUGCAGGAUGCAUAGGGGAAUCUGAAGGCAAACUACACUACGUGGCUAUCUCUGCAGGUGGAAUUCAUGUGUGGGUUCUUGAGGAUAUUUUAGAGGCAAAAUGGGAAAUCAAACAGACAACAUCUUUGAAUUCACUGGAAGCAGAGAACCCAAACUUUCUGUGCGAUCUUGGGGAGAGAGCGGCUCUCCGGGGGAACUCUCAGAUGAGCCCGUGGAUGGAUCCCAUGGCGUUUAAAGAUGGUUGGUUGCUAAUGAAGGUAUCAGGUAGGAUCUUGAUGUAUCAUGUGGAGAGUAACAAGAUGAAGCAGGUGUUUACUGUGGCUGAAUUGGAGUCUUCUUCCUUGUUUGCUGCCAUGGUGGUUCCUUAUUCCCUGAGCUUGGUUCCUCUGAAGCAGCUUAGGAGACACCUCUCUUCUCACUUUUUCUCCAAGAAAGAGAAAUGAUAAUUGCAGAUUAGCACAUAGUUUUAGGAGACCUGACUUUGAUGCUUAUAUUCAAAUAACCUUUCUUCAACCAUUUGAUGAUAAUCAGACAGGUGAAGGGUUAUACAGUCUUAUAGUUACAGUAAUGAGCAGUAUGUGAAAGUAUUAUACAGGACUUCUUCCAUUAUAAUAACUGUGUUGUGUUACAAAAGGGUCUUCUUCUUCAUUUAUACACACCAGAAUAUUCAAUCCCCAGAGUUUCUAACAACAAUGGACAACUUUGCUGAAAUAAGAAAAUAAACGUAUAAUAGCUCUAUUCCAUUGAAGAGUGUCUCCACCCCAAGCUCCAAGCAGAAGACCUGCAAAACAGAAGAAAAAUUGCAGAAAUCCUAGGGUUUCUAAUGUGCGUCGGCGCUGAGGAAGCAAGGAGAAGAAGAAACCCGAUUAAGGAUUUUCUUCUUCUGGUGUAGCAGCAGCCAAAAUGCACCGUUUAAUGAAACGGUGCGUUUGGCUCCCAUAUGGAAGCAGGCUGACAGAACAUGGGCUGCACGCAGCCCACUUCUAACGGGCCUUUUCACAUCAUGUGUUUUCAGACUUGCACGUCAGGAAUCUCAACUGUUGAGAAAUCAAGAUAUCAUGAACAGAAAAAAGAAAUCCACAAUCUAAUUCUUGUGCUCAUUGUAAAAGCAUCAAUUUAUGAUCUUUCAAGAUUGGUACAUCGGUAACGCACUCAGUUGAAGAAAUAAUUGUACGUGAACGCAAAAAGAAAAAGAAGAUAAAGAUGUAAACAGAUCAAAACUACAAAAUGAAGGUAUAAUUCACUCGUAUAUUUAAAUAGAAAGAAUUACA